Clonostachys byssicola is the source of this 2241-nucleotide messenger RNA. NCBI's taxonomy places the organism in Eukaryota, Fungi, Ascomycota, Sordariomycetes, Hypocreales, Bionectriaceae. The record is from the annotation of a GenBank genome assembly.
AUGGCUUCUCCGCCUCCUCCAUCCAAAGCAUGGGACCACCAGGUAGACGACCGUGUGAACCACAUCGUCGAAAAGCUUGACCAAAACCCCGAAUUCUCUGAGAAAAACGCACCCGGUCUUAAGGACCUCUUGUCGGACUUUGCAUCCCCCGAUGUGCUAGUCUCGGGUGUCGAGUUUCAUCGGCGCCUUCUUCAAGUGUUCAAGGAUUCAGAAACCGAUGACACGUAUUCGAGGACGCUGAGCCAGUAUACACCCGAGGAGCAAGAGCAGAUUAAAAAGUUUGCCGAGGGAGCCGAUCCGAAAGACCUUGGUCAGAACUUCACCCUUGGGCCGAGCCUUGGCUGCCGGGAGGAGCUUGGAAAGCUCCAACAAGCAGAUUCUAUUGUUCAAAUUACCCCCCACAGUGGUGUCGAGGAUAUCACUCCCACCCACCUAUCAGUCACAACCUCGAGUCUCAGCGUGAGCUCGAGAAGCUUCAGGGUUGCCAGCACCAAGCCGGCUGCCGAUGACUGGUUUGACAAGGCUGUCAAGAGUUUGGCGGAGUUUCUCGAUGACGGCAAGCCCGAUCAGCUAAUCAAGGUGUAUAAAAAUGCCAUUUUCCAGAACUGGGGACUGAAUAUUACCUACACCCCUGUCCUUACCUGCGUUCCCAGCUCGACUGAAGAUAUACAAUCAAUUGUUCAAUUCGCUAAACUACGCAAUAUGAGCGUCAGGUGCUCAGGAUAUCGACACUCCUGGUCGCCAAUCUUUGGUAAGAAUGGUCAAAUCCUGAUCUCCAUGCUUGAUAUAGCGACGGUCACGACACUGCCCAACAUUGCAGCGCUCCCACUUCCAGAGUCGCCACCCAAUAAGCUACAGGAGAUUAGCUUUGUGUCCGGGGAGCCUCGCGUCCCCGGAAACAAACUUGUCCGCGUGGGUUGCGCAACAACCAACGAACGGCUGCGCCGGUGGUGUAUUGAGCAAGGGACUGUGACUCUUCCUCUCAACGUUAUCAUGGUUGAGAUCACACUUGGUGGCAGCAACGCACCGAUCUGUCACGGUGCUGGCCGCCAGAACAUGACGCUGAGUGACCUUGUCCGCAAGAUUGAAUACGUCGAUGCGAACGGCGUGCCACGAUCUGUUGAGAAACCCGAGCACCUGCGCGCUGCGAGUGGCUGUUUCGGCCUUAUGGGAGUCGUCACAUACAUAACGAUGGAGUUUGCGCCUAUGAGCUAUGCAGAGCUUGCUCCCCAGAAGAUGCCCGUCAUCCGGGCUGUACCUCCACCACCAGGUCUUGCUGAGGAGGACAUUCCCCCUGCUCUUCUCAAGUACUGGAAGCCCUUAUCUGCUGCCGAGAAGCAGAAGUGUCAGGCGGACUUCGAGAAUCGGGCUACCAACGACUACUAUGCUGAGUGGUUCUGGUUCCCAUAUUCCGACUAUUCCUGGGUAAACACGUGGAACGCCACCAAGGAUCCUAAAGGCGCAGUAUCCUUCCCAGAUAAGACCCAUAUUUUCAUCUCGUUCCUUCAAACAGUUACGAUGAACAUUCUGCAAAACGCACCGCUAGCCAAGGACUUGAUCCAACUUGCCGGCCUAUCAGAAGCUUCAGUUACACUCAUCUCAGCCGCCGCAAUGAAAGCACUCCCGGAGAAGGCUGUCAAGACCUUUCUCCCGGAUGCUUUGCACUUUCAGCGAGCAAUCCAGAAUGUCCGAGUGCGGGAUAUCGAGGUUGAGAUGCCCCUCGUUGCAAAGAAAGGAGGCCCUGGGAAUGCAAUAGACUUUACUCCGGUUCAACAGGCUUGGUGGGAUGCCAUCCUUCUUACCUACAAGAAUAGCGACAAGUGCCCUAUGCGCAUGCCUCUUGAAAUGCGCAUCAUGGGUGGAAGCGACGUAAUUAUGGCGCCCCAACGCGGGAAUUCUCUUGGUACAUGCAGUAUCGAGGUCCUGACUCUACAUAGCGCGAAAAACAUUUGGGAGCCAUUCGCACAAUCAGUCCUAGACAAGUGGAUGGCACUCAAGGACCCCUCAACUGGCGAAAGGCUGAAGAUACGCCCUCAUUGGGCCAAGGAGUGGUACAACUACAAUGUUGACGGCAAACCAUGGAUCGACCGACUCAAGUCUGUGGAUUACAAGAACGAGAGACAGGAGUUUCUCCAGGUGCUUGCCGAGAUUGGAAAAGAUGCAAACUGGUCGUUGCAAGAUCUGCAAGCCAGAUUCUCUAAUGAGGUUUUCGACAAAUUCUUCUUCGAUGAAACGGCAUAG